AUGGAGGGGAUUCUGGUGAGUGCAGUGACAGGGGCCUUGGAUGCUGUCCUCGGGAAGCUGGCCGACAGGUACAAGCGUCUCAAGCGGGUGCCUGAUGACAUCAAGUUUCUGACUGAUGAGCUUACCGCCAUGCCCACAUUUCUCCAGAAGAUGUCGGACGUGGAAGAUCCCGAUGUGCAAGAGAAGGAAUGGACUGCCGUGGUGCGCGAGCUGUCCUACGACAUGGAGGACUCCAUCGACGAUUUCAUCCAAUAUGCCAAUGACAAAGACACAAAGCCUGGCAUCAUAGAGAAGGCCAAGAACUUUUGGGAGAAGAUAAAAACUCAACAUCAGACUGCCCUUGACAUCGAAGAUUUGAAGAAACGUAUCAGCGAGGUGGGCCAGAGGAAUCAAACCUACAAGACUCCUCGGGCCUUCUCCAACCCCAACAAUACAACUGUUGACACUAGAGCUCUUGCUGUAUGUAAGAAUGCAUCAGAGCUCGUUGGAAUGGAUGAACCCAAGGCCCAGUUGAUGAAAUUGUUAACUGAAGGGGGUUUGUGUGUGUCAAGGCAACAACAACUGAACACCCGCAAAAGAAAAAGGAAACAACAACAGCAACAACAACCACCGAAGAUGGUCGCUAUAGUUGGAUCUGGAGGAAUGGGCAAGACAACUCUAGCAAAGCAAGUGUAUGAAGAUCUCAAAGGGCAAUUCGAGUGUCAUGUCUUUUUAUCCGUUUCAUGA
This is a messenger RNA of Triticum turgidum subsp. durum (durum wheat), 726 nucleotides long. Lineage: Eukaryota; Viridiplantae; Streptophyta; Magnoliopsida; Poales; Poaceae. The record is from the annotation of a GenBank genome assembly.